AUGGGCAGCGGCCCGCAGGAUGAGCCUCAGCCCGGCCCGUCGGCCGUGCGCACGAGGCAGAGGCCCGGCGUGCUGCCCCGAGAGGUGAUGGAACUGCUCGUGCCGCCCGUCAAGGUGGGCGCCUGGACCGGUGCCGCCGGAGUCUUGGCCGGCGUGGGAGGGGCAAUUGCAAGAGACACAAACCCCUUUGCCAGCGGCGUCUUGUCGGGUGUCCAGUGGUUUACGCUAGGAACGAGCUACUGGUUUACGAGGACAGUGGCCAUACGUGCGCUCGGCGGGGACGAGCAUGUUGGACCCGGUGACAGGGUCAAGGCGAGCACCGUUGCUGGUUCUGCCACCGGCGCUGUGGCCGGGCUGAUGCGCGGGCCGCCCAAGAUCUUGCCGGCGAUGGUACUAUGGGGGCUCGUCGGAGCUGGCGGGCAACUCGUCGCCAACCGCAUGGCUGCAAAGGAGUCGAAGCCGCUGGACGACACAGGCGGCUGGUCAUGGAGCCCGCUCAAGAGGCUGACGGACGAGCAGUACAUUGACAUGAUGGGCGAGAAGAUACUCAAGGUCGAGGUGGACAUUGCCCUCAUCGACGACCGCAUUGCCGAGCUUCGGGCACAGGACGCCGAGAGCAAAGGGGGCGAAGGACGGGCAUAG
Purpureocillium lilacinum is the source of this 642-nucleotide messenger RNA. RefSeq lists its product as uncharacterized. The record is from RefSeq and is a predicted model, not a curated record. Lineage: Eukaryota; Fungi; Ascomycota; Sordariomycetes; Hypocreales; Ophiocordycipitaceae.